Chilo suppressalis (striped riceborer) is the source of this 2130-nucleotide messenger RNA. The record is from the annotation of a GenBank genome assembly. Lineage: Eukaryota; Metazoa; Arthropoda; Insecta; Lepidoptera; Crambidae.
AGGCACAAGUGCAGAGCCCGGUGGGUAUACAAGGUUCCCAUACAAGCCCCUGGUCCAUUGCUCGCCGGGCACCCAGGGCGCGAGGACACAAUCCGAUCACACCGUGCUCAUCUGCGCGCAAGGAUGCUGCGCUUCCUGUUAUCCCUAUUCCUUUUGACAUGUACAACAUUAGUGUCCAGUGUGGAGCGCACCAUGCUCCCCGAGCUACCACCAGGCGAGGCUCCUGACCCCAUCCUGACCUUCAUGGAGCGCACCUACAAAUCUGGACGCGCUAGGUCCGGCUUCGACGCUGGAUCUCCCGUCCUGCUCACACCGUUCCUAGAGCAAAACAAACUGGAGGAAGCCAGGGAGGCGGCUAAAGUAGAGUCUGAUUACCUGCUUCCCGAUAUGGACAGCUACGCAGGAUAUCUUACUGUGAAUAAAGAAUACAACGCCAACUUGUGGUUCUGGUACUUCCCGGUCUCAGACAAGUCCGUGGAGGAGACGCCGUGGAUCCUGUGGCUCCAAGGAGGGCCGGGAGCUUCCUCCCUCUACGGCCUGUUCACGGAAAUCGGACCUUUUGUCGUCACCAAAGAUCACACUUUAGAAGAAAUCAAAUACUCCUGGGGCAAAAAUCAUUCGCUCCUCUUUAUAGACAACCCUGUUGGCACCGGUUUUAGUUUCACUGAUGACGACCGCGGAUUUGCGACUAAUCAGACCACGAUCGGAGAAAACUUGUACACGGCGCUACAACAAUUCCUGACAAUGUUUCCCGAAUUGCGGAAGGCUCCAUUGGUAAUAGCGGGGGAGUCGUACGCGGGCAAGCAUAUACCAUCGCUGGGUGUGCAAAUAUUAUGGCAUCGGGAAGAGAACGACCCAAUCAAUCUGCAGGGGUUGGCUAUCGGCAACGGCUUCAUCGACCCAUUGAGCCUGCAGCGGUACAGCUACUUCGUUCGCGAGGCUGGCCUGGUGGACGACAAGGUGGCUGACUUCAUGAACCACCUCGAAACGGCAGUCACGCAAUUCAUUAAGAACGGGGAAAUGCUGAAAGCUUACGCGUAUUACAACUACCUGCUGCAGAUAUUCUUACAAGAGUCGCAUCUGUCUAACUUAUACAACUUCCUGCAAGAUGAUAUCAGCCUAGAUGGCGCUUACAUGGACUACAUCCAGAGCAGCGAAGUUAGGCGCGCACUCCACGUGGGCAACACGAACUUCACGUCGAUAGGGGUGGUGUACAGAAAACUGGUGCCAGACUUCAUGGGCAGCGCUAAGAUGUGGCUAGAGGAGCUGCUGGAGAACUACAGGGUUAUGCUAUACAACGGUCAUCUGGAUAUAAUAGUGGCUUACCAUCCGUCUGUGAAUACUUACAAUUCAUUAACAUUUUCCGGGUCGUCAGAAUUCGAGAAAGCAAAACGGCUACCCUGGUAUCAUGAUGGUCAAUUGGCAGGCUACUACAAAACAGCCGGCAAACUCACCGAGGUGAUGAUACGUGGUGCCGGGCAUAUGGUGCCUGCGGACCGGCCGGCGGCUUCGCUCGGUCUCAUAUCGGCCUUCGCUCGGAACCUGUCACUAGGCAACGAUACUGCCUCGUUAGUUGCGUCCGAUAGGAGCGCGCUACGACAUCGUCGAGUGACAAUUAAAUAAACUGCAGCAAUGUUCCUUUAGCACCUUUACUUGUUACACCGCAGUGUUGGCGGCACCUUACGCUACAGGAGCCUCAGAAGCGUCUCUAGCCAGGGUGUAAUCAUUACCCUAGCGAAGCCCAGGUAGGCUCGCGUUCAAAAUUAAAUGAUGGCAUGUGAUGCUCGGCUCCUCAUUCAUAAGUCUUAUGACCGCAGUCCAUGCAUUUACAACAUAAAAGUCCAUUAAGGGUUUCUUAACAUGUAAUUAAAUGAAGUUCAUUUACAACUACCGCUAGUUGGUGGUUGUAACUGAACUUUAAUCACCACCACGUCGUUGACCGUUGUCGUCGUUAAACCCACAUCUACCAUGUAGCUAACUAGAGGGUAACAAUUAACUAAAAGUAAAUUUUAACAUUUUAGACCCUGUUUCGUUGAUAAAACUGAUCAUGUAACAGCGUAUCGAAACUUCAUCUUUAUAUAUAUAUAAUUCUUCUGUGAGUGUGUAUGUCACUGAACUUCUCUUAAACGA